AUGACAGGUGUUAUCAAAGAUGAAAAAAAGAAGAAGAAAUUCAAGGUGGUUUAUACCAAAUCAGAAGGCUCUGAUGAUGAUUCCUCAAAAAUAAUUGAAAAUGAUAAUCCUCUGGAGUUUGAUAAUCUGAUAGGUGAUAUAGAAGACUACCUCAAAGGUUCCAUUGAGUCUCAAAACACACAAAACGGUUCUCUGCCUCCAGUUUUGAAGUUUAACAAAAAUUGGACUUUAUCGGUGACUGAAUUAUCCUCACAGCUUUGGUGCGAAAAGCAACUUGAGUUAACAUUAUUGACAGGCCGCAAAAGGGUUACAGAAGAGAUGUUAAAAGGUAUUGAACGACAUGAAGAACUGGAAUUGGAAGACCAUGAUAUUGUAGAAGUGGAAGUUGGGACUAACGAGGACAAUUUGGGAAUAAGAAUGUUAAACUCAAUCAACCUAAUAGAGCAACUUAUGUCAGAAGGUAAAUGCAGGGAACUGUGGGUCUUCUGGAACUUAGGUAGUUAUACAUUCUGCGGGAUCAUUGAUCAACUGACAAUAACUAAAGAUAGGUCGACAAAGGAGAAAAAGGUAGUAAUAUCAGAUACCAAAACAAGAAAGAGUAAGAAGCCGCCUUCAGUCCAACAGGUACAGGGUGCAUCACUUCAAGUCCAGGUUUACUGUAUUAUGUUGGAAGAUACAAAGAAAGGAGUGGUAAAUUUUGAAAAGUUAUAUGACUCGUUCAACUGUGAUAAGUAUGCAGAAUUUACCACUCCAGAAUUGGUAAAGGAAAAAUGCCUCUAUGAAUUGGAAAAGAAAUAUUUAAAAGCAUUCCAAAAACUCCCCAAAAUUUCAAGCGAAAUGAACCUGGAGUAUGAAUACGAAGGAGAGAUUUUCUCGAAUUCCGUAAUAAAUUUAAACAGAGAUAACGCUGUAAUGACAGUAGGUUACCUUUGCAACUUCUGGGAUGGAUCGAGAGAAGCCGAUUACGUUGGUGUAAGUUGUUGA
Messenger RNA from Theileria annulata, 984 nucleotides. RefSeq lists its product as uncharacterized. Gene Ontology annotation, cellular component: nucleus. Lineage: Eukaryota; Apicomplexa; Aconoidasida; Piroplasmida; Theileriidae. Gene Ontology annotation, molecular function: single-stranded DNA 5'-3' DNA exonuclease activity. Gene Ontology annotation, biological process: interstrand cross-link repair. The coding region runs from base 1 to 984 and encodes 327 amino acids. The transcript is spliced from 2 exons. The record is from RefSeq and is a predicted model, not a curated record.